AUGCUUAUAUCUUGUUCUGCUUAUGGUUGUACAUACCGAUUUGUUAAAGGUAUUGGAAUAUCCUUUCAUAAAUUCCCUUUAAAAAAUAACGAUCUUUGUCAAAAAUGGGUUGUGACAACAAAAGGAGCUUCAUUUAUUCCAACAAAAUAUAGUUAUAUAUGUAAUGUCCACUUUCAUAAAGAAGAUUAUAAUUAUGAAAAUGCAAAAAAACCUCGUUUAAAGUCUAAUGUUAUACCGUCUAUCUUUAAUUUUCCGGAGAAAAUGGAUUGUAAAAAGGCCAUCGAAAGAAAACAUAUUUCUAUUAACGUAACUGACAUUCGAGACACUCAAUAA
Messenger RNA from Hydra vulgaris (swiftwater hydra), 333 nucleotides. RefSeq names its product THAP domain-containing protein 1 B-like. Gene Ontology annotation, molecular function: sequence-specific DNA binding. NCBI's taxonomy places the organism in Eukaryota, Metazoa, Cnidaria, Hydrozoa, Anthoathecata, Hydridae. The record is from RefSeq and is a predicted model, not a curated record.